AACAACAAUCAACUUAUUACCGAUUUCUGAUAUAGUUUAGCUUUUAUCAAUGCGUAACUUCUUUCCUCUCAGAGGUAUAUGUCCUUUUAUAGGUGCAAUAGUUUUUUUAAACGUCAAAUGUGGUGUGGUUAAUGUGAGCUGUGGUAAAUAAAGGUGGACAUGUUUAAGAAUGUUGAUGGCCACAAGAGGACCGACUUCCUUGAGCAAACAAAGGCCCAGAGAGAGGAGCGGGCACUGGAAAAACUUAGGGAGAAGUCUGCACUAAUAAUACAGAAGGUUUUCAGGGGACACAGGUCAAGAAAUUCAACUCGUAUUGCAAUCAGAACUGAGAUUGAGCAGCUGUUAAGGAAGCCUACUACUGAGGAUGGAGACUACAUUCCCAACUUCAAACCAGCUUUGGAAGUGUACCAACUGCUCAGAAGGUUUCUGUUUACAUUCUCAGACACAAGUGAUGCCAAGAGCUUUGAGAUGGUGUGUCGAUAUUUGCUGCAUAGCAUGGAUACAGAUAAUUUAAAGGUGUGUUAUGUCUCAGUGUCCCUGCUGAAAGACUUUGUGUUGCCAUGGAUACAACAAGCAAAGGACAUUCUCUGGAAAUGUGUCCAGUAUCUCAAACAGCUAAGGCCAGAGAAUCAUUCUGAGGUUCGAGUGAUAAUGGUUUACCUGCGGAUGCUGAUCACCUUUACCAGUACUGGAACCUGGCGAAUAUUGAAAGGCAAAGGUGAGGGCCUGGCUGAUGGCCUGGGCAAGUUGUGUAACAACAUCAUGGGCCACCUUAACAACAAAGGACUCUACCCAGCUUUACAGAUUCUCCUGAUGCGAGGACUCAGUAGGAGUAAACCGGCUUUCACCAAAACAUCUUUAACAGCGAUUGUUACAAUAUCCUUGAGGCCCCUGAUGGCAGCCAACUUUUCAGACAACCUGCUCACUUUGUUUGUAUUGAACAUCUUCUCUGUGCCAGCUUUAGUGCAUCAUGUGUCAGUACUAGCCCCAGAUUGCCUGACCCUGUUGAUCACAAACCGGAUCUUCAAGAGGUCUCUGGACCUCCUCUCUAACGAGCAGAGUACCAGGAUCAUCUUCAAUUCCCUCGAGGGCAACUAUGCAUUGUGCUUGCUGGCAAACAUGAUACAGCUGGGAUAUUCAGAGCUGGAAGGACUUGUAGAGAACACAGCUAACUUCAUGAGUGUAACGAUGCGUUUGCUGGACAAAUGCAAGAACUAUGUGCAGAACAAGAAGUCCAACUUGACCCACUGGCACCCAGUGCUUGGCUGGUUCUCACAAAACACAGAUCAAGGCUUGCAUGAGGCCCUACCAUAUGUGGUGAAGCAGCUCCAGAUCCUCUGGUGCAGUAAGAUGGUGCGGCUGCUCUUCCAGGAGUUGAUAGACUACGUGGACCACGCCCGCAGUCAGGACACUCAGAGGGCCGCAGCCAGGGACAAAGGAAUCCUGAAGAAAGCUCUGGACAAAGCCUCCUCAAAAAAUGCCCCAACCAAGAUCAAACUAGAGUCUGCCAUAUCUCACUCAACAUGCCUACCUUGUGCCCUCUACCAGUGUGCCAUUGGCACCCUGUCACAGCUACGGCUAGACAUUGUCAGCGGUCUGAGCUACAACGAGAUAGUGCUGCCCAGCCUUUGGCGGUUCCUGUGUGACCUGGGACCCAGCUGUGGUCUCAAGGUCUUCCUGGACCUGCUGAGUGCUGCGCCUGGUAGCACCAUACACCCAGUCUUCUCUCUCCUCAUUCUCUUCUGUGAGACAGCAUCCACGUACAUCUGCACCCUAGACCAGAUGGAGAUGUUUGAGCAGCAGAAGGUAUUCAAGGUGGCAGACUACAUCAAGAUGGGGGAGUUUCUCAACAUGUUCACAUUCAGAGUCAUCUGGCAAGCCCUCCUGCCUGUACAGGAGGCAGGCAGCAAUGAGUUGUUCACAGCGACCCGUGGGCUGCUCAUGAUUCUCUAUGAGAUGGACUCCAGGCGACCGUACACUCCACCUGAUCACUGGCUUAUCAAAGAAGUGAAGGCGAGUAGUUUCUUGGUUGACCUGGAUAAAGGCAAGAAGACUGCCAUGUUCAUUCUACUCAAGAUGCCUCACAUCAUUCCUUUUGGAGAGCGUGUGAAGGUGUUCCGUAAGACGGUGUACAAUGAGAGGGUAUCGCUGGGUCUGUGUGACUCCCAGAGCACCACUCCACAGUCCACGCUGAUCACUGUACACAGGAGCAGGAUUGUAGAGGAUGGAUACAGGCAGCUGGCCCAGCAGCCAGUGCGUGCAAUCAAGGGCCUGAUACGUGUACGGUUUGUCAAUGAGCAGGGACUAGACGAGGCCGGUAUAGACCAGGAUGGCGUCUUCAAAGAGUUCCUGGAGGAGACCAUUACAAAGGUGUUUGAUCCGUCCCUCAAUCUCUUCAAGGUAACCAGUGAGCAGAAGCUGUUCCCCUCGUCCACAUCGUAUAUCCAGGAGAACUAUCUGCACUUGUUUGAGUUUGUAGGCAAGAUGUUGGGAAAGGCAAUAUAUGAGGGUAUAAUAGUUGAGGUGCCGUUUGCGCCGUUUUUUCUCACCCAGAUACUGGGCUACGGCUCCAGCUCUACCUACAGCUCCGUGGAUGAGCUGCCCUCAUUAGAUCCUGACCUUGCCAAAAACCUCUCGUAUACCAAGCAUUAUGAAGGUGAUGUGGGUGACCUUGACCUGACCUUCUGCUAUGAUGAGGACAUCAUGGGGCGCCUGGAGACGCAUGAGCUUGUACCAGGGGGAAAGGCUAUACCCGUCAAUAACGACAACAAGAUCCGCUAUGUGCACCUGAUGGCCCAUUUCCGGAUGUAUCGGCAAAUCCGUGAGCAGAUGCUGGCUUUUAAGCGCGGCCUCAACUCAAUUGUGAACCCUGACUGGCUGUCGGUGUUCUCAGCUCCUGAGUUACAGAAACUCAUCUCUGGGGACACUGCUGACAUUGAUAUUAGUGAUCUCAGAAAGCACACACAGUACUAUGGUGGUUACCAUAACAACCACAAGGUGGUAAACUGGCUCUUUGAGAUUCUGGAGAAGGAUUUCACACCCACAGACAGGGCCGCAUUUCUAAAGUUUGUCACCAGCUGUUCCAAACCUCCACUUCUGGGCUUUGCCCACUUGGAGCCGCCAUUUUCUAUCCGAUGUGUGGAAGUCAGUGAUGACCAGGAUACGGGUGACACAGUAGGGUCGGUUCUCAAAGGUUUCUUCAACAUCGGACGCAGGGAACCAGUUGGAAGACUGCCCACUUCCUCCACGUGUUUCAACCUUCUCAAGCUGCCCAAUUACCAGAAGAAAUCCACCAUGAGGGACAAACUGAAAUAUGCCAUACACUCAAACACAGGCUUUGAGCUAUCGUGAACUGUGGCAUUUGAAGUGAUACUACAGUGUGUACUUAACAGGUGGAAAGGGAUAAUAGCAAAUAUUAUGAUGUAAUGCUGUACUCAGAAAACUUAUUCUAAUUUUGCACUGUACAAGUCUUGGACAUUUUUUUUUCAUUCUCCUUUAUUAGCAUAAAUUCACAUGGAAUUAUCUUUUACAUCUAUGCUCAGUUUUUGUUUUUAGUAUUUCCAAAAGUAACACAAGUUGUUUAUAAGCAUUUUAAUCUUGAAUGUAUGUUUAGUCAAAUGUAUUAAAAAUGAGCAUAUUGGAAAUUAAUUUAAUAGCCAUGUAAGUUUCAAUAUAAUUUUACUGCAAAAGCAGUGGCCCUGAACAUUGAGAUCUGCUUGCCUUUCAUUAAAAAUGUAAAGUCUUAUUUUCUAUGAAAUUGUGUCAUGCAGUGCUUUCUUAAUAUUCAGAUCUCCAAGUAAAAGCUUUCAAAAACUCGUAUUAAUAUAAAAUUAUUUCUGGUGUUACUGCAUAAUUAUCUUGUGUUGAUUGUCUAAAAAUACUCGGUUACUCAAUGUGUGCUUAACAUGUACUGUAUUUAAAUGUUUGUAGUGAUAUUUUGUCAUGUGUCUUGCAUGUACCGGUUCCUUUAAAGCACCACAUAAUUUGCCAAUAACUGUGGACACUCUGUUGUCAAUGUGCAUGAGAAACAUACAUUUACAUGGAUUGAUUCUUGAUCCAUACAUAGGUCUUUGCUGAACCUAUUGUGGAGUGACUAAUUGGAUCGUUUCAUGUUGUCAGAUCAUAUUUGUUUAUUUAACCGGAUCCCAUUUAUUAAAUACCAAAAUAAAUAUUUUAGAUCUGAUAUAACACAAUAUUUUUAUGCCCCCCUUCGAAAAAGAGGGGUAUAUUGUUUUGCACAUGUCGGUCGGUCCAUCGGUUGGUCGGUCCGUCCACCAGAUGGUUUCCGGAUGAUAACUCAAGAACGCUUAGGCCUAGGAUCAUGAAACUUCAUAGGUACAUUGAUCAUGACUGGCAGAUGACCCCUAUUGAUUUUCAUGUCACUAGGUCAAAGGUCAAGGUCACAGUGACUCAAAAUACUAAAAUGGUUCCGGGUGAUAACUCAAGAAUGCUUACGCCUAGGAUCAUGAAACUUCAUAGGUAUAUUGAUCAUGACUGGCAGAUGACCCCUAUUGAUUUUCAGGUCACUUGGUCAAAGGUCAAGAUCAAAGUGACUCGAAACAGUAAAAUGGUUUCCGGAUGAUAACUUAAGAAUGAGUAUGCCUAGGAUCAUGAAACUUCAUAGGUACAUUGAUCAUGACUGGCAGAUGACCCCUAUUGAUUUUCAGGUCACUAGGGUAAAGGUCAAGGUCACAGUGACUCGAAAUAGUAAAAUGGUUUCCGGAUGAUAACUCAAGAAUGCUUACGCCUAGGAUCAUGAAACUUCAUAGGUACAUUGAUCAUGACAGGCAGAUGACCUUUAUUGAUUUUCAGGUCACUAGGUCAAAGGUCACAGUGACUCGAAACAGUUAAAUGAAUUCCGGAUGAUAACUCAAGAAUGCUUACACCUAGGAUCAUGAAACUUCAUAGGUACAUUGAUCAUGACUGGCAGAUGACCCCUAUUAAUUUUCAGGUUACUAGGUCAAAGGUCAAGGUCACAGUGACUCGAAACAGUAAAAUGGUUUCCUGAUGAUAACUCAAGAAUUAUUAGGCCUAGGAUCAUGAAACUUCAUAGGUACAUUGAUCAUGACUGGCAGAUGACCCCUAUUGAUUUUCAGGUCACUAGGACAAAGGUCAAGGUCACAGUGACAAAAAAACGUAUUCACACAAUGGCUGCCACUACAACUGAAAGCCUAUAUGGGGGGCAUGCAUGUUUUACAAACAGCCCUUGUUCAGUUUUAUUUAAUGAUAAAAUUCUUUUCAAGUGUUAUAAUAAAUUUUAUCUUUAAAUUAUUAUUUGCUUACUAUUGUUUGCAAUUGCAACAUGAAAAUGCCAUAUCUAAACCUUUUGGAGCAAAUAUAUAUUUGUGAAAUGGGGUUUGGUUAAAUAUUGAUUCAAUGUCUGGCCAACAUCAUAAUGAAAUUACUUGUACCUUUCCAAAGUGGUAAUUUAAGUACAUUGUAUUAUGUUGAUGCAUGAAAUGCCUUUUUUAACAUGUACAAUUAGAUAAAUUAUAGUUAUAUAUGUUAUUAUUUUAUUAUUUAUUAUGAAACCUUUCGUAUGUACAUAACUACAUGUGAAUGAAUUUAAUCCUGUUAUUUAAACUUUCUGUAUGUGGAAUUGUAUUAAAUUAACUCUUUAUUUCCACGUUGAUUCAAUAUAUAUAUAUACAUGUAUCUUGUUAUUUCGUAUUUUAUAAAGUCAUUUUUGUUUUGUUUUAAAGCUAUGCCUGUGAGAAGAAUGAAAUAAAAUCGCAAAAGCA
This is a messenger RNA of Dreissena polymorpha, 5741 nucleotides long. RefSeq names its product ubiquitin-protein ligase E3B-like. The transcript has 29 exons. Gene Ontology annotation, molecular function: ubiquitin protein ligase activity; protein binding. The record is from RefSeq and is a predicted model, not a curated record. Gene Ontology annotation, biological process: ubiquitin-dependent protein catabolic process; protein polyubiquitination. Lineage: Eukaryota; Metazoa; Mollusca; Bivalvia; Myida; Dreissenidae. The coding region runs from base 160 to 3351 and encodes 1063 amino acids.